CCAAAGUCAGCCACUCAACUGACUGAGCCACCCAGGCACCCCAUCCAAAUGAUUUUCUGUCUCUGCUUCUAAAAUCUUCCCCUUCUCGUGUGUAUCCCCACGAGGGACCAGCAGGUGGAGGCUUCUCCGUGCCACCCCUUAUCUGGGAUAUCAGAAGGGGCAACUGAGAGCUGUGAGGUGGUUCUCUGAGGGCCAGGACCAUUCUAGGGCUUUCGUGGUCUUGCUGCAGACCACAUGCCCCAAAGGCUCCACCACCAACACACACAGACCCUCCCCCAACAUCCUCUAAUCAAGAGACAGACCUCCAUUAUCAUUCUGGGGAUCUUCUUGGAUUGUUCCCCAAACACUUCAGGGCAGCCCUCUGAGGCUCCAUGUACCAUAUGCUAUUUCUUUAUGUAUUUUUUUUGCCUCGUUAACAAAUACUUCUUUCUGGACUCAGGCCAGUCCUGUUAAACCUUCAUGCCCAAACAGCAUUGGCCCCUCCCCAAGUGCUGGGUGGGGCUUGGGACCAGCUAAAGGCCCCAAGCAUCUGUGGGUGUUGUGUCAAACCAGCCCCAUCUUGCCUAAUCAUCUGCAGAAGCUUGCUGAUGAAAACCUUGUGACAGAAGGGGAGAGAGACUUGUCUUAGAGUUGGCUGUACCAACAGCACCAGGGUGCAGCUAAAGAGCACUCACUCACUUUGCUGCUUCCUUAAGAGCCUGCCAGCAGCCCCACCAGCCCCAAUCCUCACACUCAGCCAUGAUAAGGAGAGGCUUCCAGGCAGUAAUAAGACUUGGCCACCACAGAGUCCUUCCUGGAGCCCCCCACAUCCUGCCCAGACUCAACCGCACCUCAGCGUUUGGAUCCUCCACAGACUCCCUGGUUUCAAGAUUCUGCCUGGAGAAGACGGAUUUGAAGGAUUAUGCCCUUCCCAAUGCCAGCUGGUGUCCAGACAUGCUGAACUUGUACCAGGAAUUUCUGGAGAAGACCAAGACUGAUGGCUGGAUCAAACUACCCUCCUUCAAGUCCAACAGAGACCACAUCCAGGGGCUCAAGCUCCCAUUCGGGUUAGCAGCUACCUCAGACAAAAGCGACUGGCGCAUCUUUACCAGGUGCCUCCAAGUGGAAGGACAAGGCUACGAGUAUGUCAUUUUUUUCCACCCAUCAAGGAAGAAGUCCAUCUGUCUUUUCCAACCUGGCCCCUACCUGGAGGGGGCCCCAGGGUUUGCACAUGGAGGGUCCCUGGCCGCCAUGAUGGAUGAGACCUUCUCUAAAACUGCUUACCUGGCUGGAGAGGGGCUGUUCACACUAAGCCUCAACAUCAGGUUCAAAAAUUUGAUCCCUGUGGGCUCUCUGGCUGUGCUGAAUGUUGACGUGGAAAAGAUCGAGGACCAGAAGCUUUACAUGUCCUGCAUCGCCCAGAGCAGGGACCAGCAGAGAGUCUAUGCCAAGUCCUCAGGUGUUUUCCUUCAGCUGCAGCUGGAAGAGGAAUUGUCCCAGUGACAGUCACUGUGCCUGCUCAGGACCCACUGCAGAGCAAGGAGGUGUCUCCAGGAAGUGACUGGUGAGAUGAAGAAGAGGGCACUUUCCUCUGAGUAAAUAAAGAUUCACAACUCCUUCUCAGGCUAAGACCCUUCUGUAGUGGGAAGCCAAGAUCCUGCCAGCACCCCCCACACACCAACUUUCCCAUCAUCACCAACCAAGAGAUUUCUUCAGCACCUGCACGUCGAGGCCCUGGGUGAGGCACCGAGCACACAGUAACGAGAGACAAAGACAGAGCCCCGGUGCUGAGGUGAACAACAGCAGGCCACAAGCAGGGGGCCCUCAGCUCCUGCCACCCCACCCUGGCUCCUGCCGUGGAUGCAGUACAGACACAAAGGGAGGGGUCAAUUUCACUCUAUAAAGGAGAUUUAAAAAAAAACACUUUCUAGAGGAAGCAGUGCUUAAACUGAGUCUCAAAACUUGAGUGGUGUUCACCAGGCAAGCAAGGGAGGGGAGGACUCUCCAGGCAAAAGGGAUAGUAAAAGCAAAGGAAUGGGGUAAAAGGGCAGAGUGACUUUGGAGAAGAGCAAGAUUUUGAGUAGGGCAGGAGUUUAGGGAAAGAGAAGGGGGCAGGGCAGGAGCAGACCAUGGAAACCUUCCCAAACCUGGCUAAUGCAACUUGAACUUUGUCUUGUAGGCAAAAGGAAGCUUUUAAAGGGUUUAACGUGGAGGCCGGCAGGGGGCGGACAUAAAGUUUUGUUUUUUAGGAAGACGACUCUGGUGGCAGUAAAGGGGGAGUCAGCAAGCCUGACGGUGGGAACACUGGCUAGGAGGCCCCUGCAAACUCCCCAGCUAGAGAUAGGAAGGCUCUGUCGUGAGUCAGAGCUUUGACAAUGAGAGAGAUGGAAAAUGUUACACACACAAGAGUGUGAGACUUUGCCACUUAUUAUAUGUACUGGAUUUGUGAAGAAGAAUCUUCCAGAAUGACUCCAAGUUUCUGGCCUGGGGAUGGCGGGUGGCCUUGCUGGGAGAACAGAAGAGCAGUUCUGAAGUGGGGGUAGACAAUGAGUUAAGUUUCUCACACAUUGAGCCUGCCGUGCCCGUGGUACUUUUGCCACGUGGCAAGCACCAGCAGGAACCUGGAUGUUGUGGUCUGGAGCUGAAGACUGGUGAACAACUGACUCGGUUUGUAAGUCAUCAAUAUGAAAACUGACACAGGACAGCUGGGAGAGAAGUCUACAGAGUGAUGGGAGGGGAGGGGAAAGAAAUGAAGGAUAGGGAAGGGCUCAGAGAUAGAACCUUUGGUCACACAAAGGGUUAACAUUGGGGCAGAGGACCAAAGAGCCACUAGAGGCCUAAGAUAGGACAGGAGUGACUAUUCUGAAGAGGGAGGGGUCAGCAGUGUCAAAUGCUUAAGAGAAAGCAAGACAGAUGAGAACUAAAAACAGUCCUUUGCCUUGGCAGUAAGGAAGGUGAGGUCUUCUUUGCCGGAAGGUGGGCACAAAAUCCAAAUUAUGUUGAAUGAAAAAUGGAUGGAAAUGACAAAGUGACUCUAGAUGAUUCUUUCUAAGAAUUUUGUUUGUUGUUGUUGUUGUUGUCAAUGUUAUUUAAAGAAAGAGGGUUGAGUGUAUUUAUAAAUUGCUUUGGAAGGAGCCAGUGGAGAGAGGCUGAAACUCUAGGAGAAAGAGAGGCAUCAUCCAACAGAACAGCUGUCUGGUCUUAGAGAUGGAUCAAGAGCACAAAUGGCAACAGCAUCAGUGACUCUGAUACCAAGCAGAAUGGGAGGUUGAGAGGAUUCACACCAGAGCACCUCAGCUUCCUCGGUGAAACAGGAGGCAAGGCCAUCUGUGGGGAGAGAGGUCUGGAGGAAGGGCAGUGAUUGGGAUAGGCCACUGUGGGGAU
Messenger RNA from Lynx canadensis (Canada lynx), 3363 nucleotides. It is a transcript of the gene THEM5, whose product is annotated as thioesterase superfamily member 5. Gene Ontology annotation, biological process: cardiolipin acyl-chain remodeling; long-chain fatty-acyl-CoA metabolic process. Gene Ontology annotation, cellular component: mitochondrial matrix. The transcript has 6 exons. The coding region runs from base 739 to 1482 and encodes 247 amino acids. The record is from RefSeq and is a predicted model, not a curated record. NCBI's taxonomy places the organism in Eukaryota, Metazoa, Chordata, Mammalia, Carnivora, Felidae.